UUACAGCUGAGGCCCAGGAAGGAUGCUGUCAUUUGUCCUUGGCGGUUUCCUUGCACUGACCUUGGAAGGCAGCUCGUGAUCUCCAAGAUGUAUGAAAAAGUAAUCAUUGCCUUGCUAUUGUCAGGUUUCAUAGCACCUACUACCCAACAAAACCUCAACGCUACUUCCGAACAUACACCAGCCUCACCACCACCUGCUACUGUUGGGACGACAACUAAAGAGUCUCCUGUUACCACAGACAAACCCGCCCUACCCGGUCAAAGAGAAGAAAGAAAACAAAUGGAGCACACUUUUUCAGAAGCAGUGAUUAUACCCAUUAUUUUACUGGUGAUAGCUGCUUUCGAUGGAAUUAUCCUCCUUAUUUAUUUUUUGGCUUGCCAACUGAGAAAGAAAAGUUCACUGGAUGUACAGCCUUCCUCCUCACAUGCUGCAGGCAUCCAGUUAAGUUCUGUUGAAACAGGAAAUCCAGACAAAACUGAUUAAUGAAAAUCUUUUCACCAAGCCAAAUGUUGGAAGAACUCAAAGAAGACAUAAGACUUCAAGUGAAAAAUCAACAUGUGAAAUGGACAUGCCAAUAAAUUAUGUACCUACCUGGGUAGUAUUAAUACAAUCUCAGAAUGCAACUUUCAUCAUAAGUUCCAAUGACUUAACCAUGGGGAAAAUCUCUAUUCAUUAAUUUUAAGAUUAAGAACAAAUAUUCCCUUGCAUGCUUGCUUUUAUGUGUUAGCAUAAAUGUUAUAAUUGAUAGGGAAUUUUGAUCCAAUAGUUUAGUUGAAUUCAUUUAUUAUUCUUUUUUUAUUAUUAUUAUUAAAUCAUAGCUGUGUACAUUAAUGCAAUCAUGGGACACCAUACACUGGUUUUAUAUACCAUUUGAAAUAUUUUCAUCACAGUGGUUAACAUAGCCUUCCUGACAUUUUCUUAGUUAUUGUGUUAAGACAUUUAUAUUCUACAUUCAGUAAGUUUCACAUGUACCCUUGUAAGAUGCACCUCAUUUACUAUUCUUUAAGAUUAACUUCAUCUAUUCAAUUGUCUCAUAAAGGUGAUGUUGUCAAAUGAAAGGCUUGAAACACCCAGAUGACUAAGUUUACUCUCUCAUUCUAAACUUCUGGGUCUAUUACCAUUGUUUUAAAUAAAUUAAGGGGAUAUUUUAUUCACACUGAUAAAUCUUGCGCUUAAAAUGCCUUAUAUAUGUUUAUCAUAUAAUACAUAAAACAACACCAAAGAUUUUUCCCAUUAAAAAAUAAAAUGAUACAGGGCAGUGCCUGUGGCUUAAUGGAGUAGGGCGCCGGCCCCAUAUGCCGGAGGUGGUGGGUUCAAACCCAACCCCCGCCAAAAACUGCAAAAAAAAAAAAAAAAAGAAAGAAAGAAAGAAAAAGAAAAUGAUACAUAUAUAUAAAUGAUACAUUUAAAAUAAUUUAUGUAACAGUAGUGUAUUAGCACCUUCAGGGCACUCACUGAUGCUUGUGUUCCACUGAGAGAGUUAUUUGUAUAAGUGGUCAAGGAAUCCUGACAAUGUAAAAAAAAAUCAGUGACCAGGGGCAAGACAUGAUUGCAAGAGGGACUUUACCUAACAAUUGCAAUCAGUGUAACCUGGCUUAUUGUACCCUCAAUGAAUCCCCAACAAUAAAAAAAAAAAAUAGUUUUGA
This is a messenger RNA of Nycticebus coucang (slow loris), 1646 nucleotides long. RefSeq names its product glycophorin-A-like. Gene Ontology annotation, cellular component: membrane. The transcript has 7 exons. The coding region runs from base 88 to 483 and encodes 131 amino acids. The record is from RefSeq and is a predicted model, not a curated record. NCBI's taxonomy places the organism in Eukaryota, Metazoa, Chordata, Mammalia, Primates, Lorisidae.